Sphaerodactylus townsendi is the source of this 2043-nucleotide messenger RNA. RefSeq names its product isocitrate dehydrogenase (NADP(+)) 1 (gene IDH1). Bases 205 to 1452 code for a protein of 415 amino acids. The record is from RefSeq and is a predicted model, not a curated record. Gene Ontology annotation, biological process: isocitrate metabolic process. The transcript has 9 exons. NCBI's taxonomy places the organism in Eukaryota, Metazoa, Chordata, Lepidosauria, Squamata, Sphaerodactylidae. Gene Ontology annotation, molecular function: NAD binding; magnesium ion binding; isocitrate dehydrogenase (NADP+) activity. Gene Ontology annotation, cellular component: mitochondrion; cytosol; peroxisome.
GGAGCCGGGAACGGGCCGGCCCAGGCAGCCUCUCCCGGGGCCCCGCUUAUCAGGAGCGGCCGUGGAAGCGACCAGCCCUCGCCUGCCUCCCUUUUGCAGGACUCGCCAGGCGAAGCAGCUGCAGCCGCCCCGGGGGGAGACCCGCCAGCCCUGUCCUUGGCCACCUUUUGCACCCUGCAGGGAUCUCCGUCCAGCUAGCGCACCAUGUCUAAGAAAAUCCAUGGCGGCCCUGUGGUCGAGAUGCAGGGGGAUGAAAUGACUCGUGUGAUAUGGGACUUGAUUAAGGAGAAACUAAUUUUUCCCUAUGUGGAUCUGGAACUCCACAGCUACGAUUUGGGCAUCGAGAAACGCGACGCGACGGACGACCGAGUCACCGUGGAAGCCGCCGAAGCCAUCAAGAAGUACAACGUAGGCAUCAAGUGUGCCACGAUCACUCCCGACGAGAAGCGAGUAGAAGAGUUCAAGUUGAAGCAGAUGUGGAAAUCUCCCAACGGGACCAUCCGAAACAUUCUGGGGGGCACAGUGUUCCGGGAAGCCAUUAUCUGCAAAAAUAUUCCCCGGCUGGUAUCCGGAUGGGUGAAGCCCAUUAUCAUUGGCCGUCACGCAUUUGGAGACCAAUACAGAGCCACAGAUUUUGUCGUUCCUGGCCCCGGAAAAGUAGAGAUGACAUACACCCCAAAAGAUGGUGGGAAACCUGUAACUUACACAAUACAUAACUUUGAACACUGUGGCGGUGUGGCUCUGGGGAUGUUCAACCUCGACCAAUCCAUCAAGGACUUUGCGCACAGUUCCUUCCAGAUGGCCCUGUCCAAAAGUUGGCCUCUGUACAUGAGCACCAAAAACACCAUUUUGAAGAAAUACGAUGGCCGAUUCAAGGACAUCUUUCAGGAGAUCUAUGAGAAGGAGUACAGGUCACAGUUUGAGGCCAAAAAGAUCUGGUAUGAGCAUCGGCUCAUAGACGACAUGGUGGCCCAGGCGUUGAAAUCCGAGGGAGGGUUUAUCUGGGCCUGCAAGAACUAUGACGGGGAUGUUCAGUCUGAUUCAGUUGCACAAGGUUAUGGUUCCUUGGGGAUGAUGACCAGCGUCUUGAUAUGUCCAGAUGGCAAAACAGUGGAAGCUGAAGCUGCGCAUGGCACAGUGACCCGCCACUACCGCAUGCACCAGAAAGGCCAAGAGACUUCCACCAACCCCAUCGCCUCUAUCUUUGCCUGGACCAGAGGUCUCGCUCACAGAGCAAAAUUAGAUAACAACGCAGAGCUCCAGAAAUUUGCCAGCGCCCUGGAGGACGUCUGCGUCGAGACGAUUGAGGCCGGCUUCAUGACGAAAGAUCUGUCUGCUUGCAUUAAAGGGCUACCGAAUGUGCAGCGCUCCGACUACUUGAACACCUUUGAGUUCCUGGACAAACUUGCCGACAACCUGAAGGCCAAGCUGUCCUCUCAGCCCAGACUUUGAACAGCACGUCUCCACAAGUUCUCAAAGGAAGGUUGCCUGCCGGACGAAUGGAUGAAUGAGACCCUCUGCCUGGUGGCCUCACACUACACGGUCUGAGGAGAAAUCGAGCUGAAAAUGGAAACUUAACCUGGACUCUCUCACCCCUUGGGCGCCCAAGCGAUUUCUGUGGGCUUUUUUAAAAAGGCAGUGACAACCACCGUCCUCGCAAACUAAACUGUUGAUCCACCAGACAGUCUAAUUCUUCCCUUCCUUCUUCUGAUUGUACAGCAAAGCUGUUUUGUUUGGAGAGGGGGUUGGGUUGGGUUAAGUAUAAGAAGUUGCAGAUCACCCACCUUAGCAAUGGAAGUGUACCUUUCUCAUAAUGUCCAGUGAAUUUUACAAACAGAAUCAGAUCCGCCAGACAGGGUGGGGAGUACUUAUUCUUGGGAGAUCCAGAAUGACACGGGCCAGUCCCUUCCUAUCACCAUGUCUAGUUGAAGGAAGGAAAUUUUCCUUUUCUCUUCAGCCAUCUGUUGAGGCGCAGUUAUUCAGCUGUUUCUCAUUAGCCGUCUGAACAAAUUUAUCAUGUUCAAAAUAAAUGACUAAUUCCCA